AUGUCCUCAAAAGACGAUCCGGCGGCAGCCUGCCCAGUUGACCACAAGACCCGCGAGGCAUGGCUUGCGCAGGCCCGCGCACAAAACGCCAAUGCACCCCCAAACCCUCACAGCACACCCAUACCCACGCCCGACGCCCCGCCAGCAGCAUCCUCACGGCCAACCGCAAAGUCAGCUGUACAGCAAUCAUGCGACUCGUCCUCUCUCGACCAAAGCACAUCGUCUCCACCUCCCACAAGCACAGGCAUUUUCUCGCAAAUACGGCUUGGCACCGAACGUGAAGUGAGCACAAUACCACGCGCGCUACCCGACGAUGCUGCGCCCGCCUCAGCAAGACCCGCAAACAACGAGCGCGACACGGGCGCCGACAAGAAGACGGGAAACUGGAUAUACCCCUCUGAGCAAAUGUUCUUCGAUGCCAUGCGCCGCAAAGCCUACGACCCCUCUGCCCCAGACAUGCGCACCAUUGUGCCCAUCCACAAUGCCGUCAACGAGCGCGCAUGGCACGAAAUCAAGAACUGGGAAAAGGGCCGCGGCUCCGAGGCCUGCGGCGGCCCGAAACUGGCUUCGUUUUCGGGUCUGAGUACCAGUUUGACGCCCAGAGCCCGUUGGAAGAGCUUCCUCGGGUACCAGGCGCCGUUUGAUCGCCAUGACUGGGUUGUGGAUCGCUGCGGCACGAAGAUUGAGUACGUGAUUGAUUUUUAUGCAGGCAAGGACGAGGGCAAGGUGGGCAAGGCACUCAACUUUUACUUGGAUGUCCGGCCAAAGUUGAAUAGCUGGGAGGGCAUCAAGACACGAGUCUUGAAAUUCUGGGGGUUGUAGUGUUAUUGGAUGAAGGGCCUCGAGAAGCGCCUAUGUGUGUACGUGUGCGUAUAUAUGUCAUGAUUUUCAUGAGUGGGAAGCAACAAAACAAUCCCCGAUAUGUUGU
Messenger RNA from Exserohilum turcica Et28A, 928 nucleotides. RefSeq lists its product as uncharacterized. The record is from RefSeq and is a predicted model, not a curated record. The transcript has a single exon. Gene Ontology annotation, molecular function: holocytochrome-c synthase activity. Gene Ontology annotation, biological process: cytochrome c-heme linkage. The coding region runs from base 1 to 822 and encodes 273 amino acids. Lineage: Eukaryota; Fungi; Ascomycota; Dothideomycetes; Pleosporales; Pleosporaceae. Gene Ontology annotation, cellular component: mitochondrion.